Molecule: messenger RNA, 3132 nt
Organism: Dryobates pubescens (Downy woodpecker)
Lineage: Eukaryota; Metazoa; Chordata; Aves; Piciformes; Picidae
Gene: PLCD1
Product: phospholipase C delta 1
Exons: 15
Coding region: 323-2602 (759 amino acids)
Biological process (GO): lipid metabolic process; phosphatidylinositol-mediated signaling
Molecular function (GO): phosphatidylinositol-4,5-bisphosphate phospholipase C activity; calcium ion binding
Source: RefSeq, a predicted model, not a curated record
GGGCUGAAGACGCCAGAUUCCAGCGGGGAGGAGCCAGGGCCAGCGCGGUGCUGCGCUCGGGCGCUGGGCUCGCUGGCGGCGCUGGGCAGGCGGCGGCGUGCGGGUGCGGGAGAGAAAUAAAUGAGGAGUCACAGCGAGGGCACAUCUCCAGCCAAGGGGAAGGAGCAGGCCUCUCUGGAGGGAGCUGACGUUGGGGGUUACUGGAGCAGAGAGCAGGGGGAGUGUCGCGGGUCUAGCUUCCACCCGGGCCAGAGCUAACAUCUGGGCACAGCUGUUUGCCGGGGCCCUUUUCUGCUGCUGCACAGCGGCUUGUUUUGCAGCAAUGGAACCGAAUGGCACUUUCCUCGCUUGUAACAGCUUAAAAGAUGACAAAGAUCUGAAGUUCCUCCUGAAAGGCAGCCAGCUGCUGAAAGUGAAGUCCAGCUCUUGGAGAAAGGAGAGGUUUUAUAAGCUUCAGGAGGACUGCAAAACCAUAUGGCAGGAAUCAAAGAAGGUGCUGAGGUCUCCAGAGUCACAGAUCUUCUCCAUUGAAGAUAUUCGGGAUGUGAGGUCAGGCCAUAAAACAGAAGGUAUGGAAAAAUACGCCAAGGAUGUCCCGGAGUAUCGCUGCUUUUCCAUCGUUUUCAAAGACCAGCGGAAAAACCUGGACCUCAUUGCGAGUUCAGAGGACGAUGCCAACCACUGGAUCUCCGGCCUUGCGAAAAUCAUAGCCCACAGCAACUCCAUGAACCAGAAGCAGAAGCUCCAACACUGGAUUCACACCUGCCUGAGGAAAGCUGAUAAAAACAAAGACAACAAGAUGAGCUUGAAAGAGCUCAAGGACUUCCUGAAAGAAGUGAACAUUGAAGUAGAUGACUAUCAUGCCAAGAAGAUUUUCCAGCACUGUGACAAGUCCAAGACAGAGGCUUUGGAGGAUGAUGAGAUAGAGGAAUUUUACAAGAUACUGACAGAGAGGAAGGAAAUAGACAAGAUCUUCCAAAAGUACUCAGAUGCGGAAGGGUUCAUGUCCUGCCAAAAUCUGGUGAGGUUCCUCUAUGAGACACAGCAAGAAGAGGAUGCUGUUGUUGCUGCCCCUGCCUUAAUCCAGAGAUAUGAGCCCAAUGAAAGAGCCAAGAGGGGCAAUGCUAUGACCAAAGAUGGCUUCCUGAUGUACCUGCUGUCUGAUGAUGGGAAUAUAUUCAACUCUGCCCACCGCAAGGUUUACCAGGACAUGACUCAACCUCUCAGUCACUACUUGGUGUCAUCCUCACACAAUACCUAUCUUAUGGAAGACCAGCUCACAGGUCCAAGCAGCACAGAAGCCUAUAUCAGAGCCCUCACCAAAGGCUGCCGCUGUGUGGAACUGGAUUGCUGGGAUGGCCCUAACUCGGAGCCUGUCAUUUAUCAUGGCUACACUCUCACCUCCAAGAUCCUCUUCAGUGAUGUCAUUAAGGCCAUCAAGAACUAUGCAUUCAAAACCUCACCAUACCCUGUCAUUAUCUCCCUGGAGAACCACUGCAGCGUGGACCAGCAGAAGGUCAUGGCUCAUCACAUGACAACAAUCCUUCAGGACAUGCUCUUGGUUGCCCCACUUGAUGGAAACAAAUCCCACUUCCCCUCCCCAGAGCAAUUGAAAGGGAAGAUCCUGGUGAAAGGCAAGAAGCUUAGCAGGGAGGAGGACCCCACUGGAACAAAUGGGAACAACAACCUGGAGGCUGAGGAUGUCUCGGAUGAAGAUGAAGCAGCUGAAAUGGAAGAUGAAUCUGUAAAGACUGAGAUAGAGCAGAAGGGGAAGAGUGACACCUUGAAGCUGGCCAAGGAAUUGUCAGACACAGUUGUCUACUGCAAGAGUGUCCAUUUCAAUGGCUUUGAGGACCCCAGCCACCCUCGGCCCUUCCAUGAGAUGUCAUCAUUCACAGAGAGCAAAGCUCUGAAGCUGGCCCAGGAGUCUGGAACUAGCUUUAUUCAUCACAACAUCAGGCACCUGAGCCGGAUCUACCCUGCGGGCUGGAGGACAGAUUCUUCCAACUACAAUCCUGUUGACCUGUGGAACGUUGGCUGCCAGAUUGUUGCACUAAACUUCCAGACAGCAGGCACAGAGAUGGAUGUGUACCAGGGUCGGUUCCAGGACAAUGGGUUUUCUGGGUAUGUCUUAAAGCCGGAAUUCCUCCGGGAUGAGCAAACCAAAUUCAAUCCAAAAUCCAUCACAGAAGGAACAUGGGGGACAAAGAAGAAGCUUCUGCUUAAAAUCAUCUCUGGUCAGCAGCUGCCCAAGGUGAACAAAAGCAAAAACUCCAUCGUUGAUCCCAAAGUAACGAUAGAGAUCCAUGGUGUCCAGCAGGAUAACAACAAGAAGCAGACCAAAGUCAUUGAAAACAAUGGCUUUAACCCAAAAUGGGAUGAAGAGUUUACAUUUGACAUAGAGAUGCCUGCACUUGCCCUGGUCCGCUUCGUGGUGGAAGACUUCGACAUGUCAACCAAGAACGACUUCAUUGGGCAGUACACUCUUCCCUUCACUAGUCUGAAGCAAGGUUACCGCCACAUCCACCUCCUAACCAAGAACGGAGACCCAUACUCCUCCUCCACCCUCUUUGUGUACGUCAGUAUCCAGGACUAUGAGUAGCAGCUCAGCUCUUUCAGGACACAGUGAACCUCGUUACAGACCUAGAAGGAAUUCAGCCUGCACCAUCUGCCCAUGUCAGGGUCCCCUCAAGUCCCCAGUGCUUCCUCUGGAGCAGCAGAGGGCACUCCACAGGACCCCUGAGGUGAAAGAGCUGUCCUUGACCUUCUCCAUUCUGCUGGAAACACACUACUAAUGCUGCUGUUGAGGUUAAUCCUUUUGUACCUGUUUGACCAAUCCAGCUGUGGUUCUAGUUCACUCUAUGCAGUGUGAUUUUGUUACUUUCCUUUCCAAUUUUGCUUUUAGCAAGGGGCCAGGGACUCCUUUUUUUGUAAACUAAAGUACAGCUCAUGGGUUGGGUUUGGUCAGCCGGCUGCAUGAAACACCCAACAUCUGUGCAAGGAAAGAGGCCACCCCACCACCGAGAUCAGUGGCCAGAUGCCAGGUUAACUUCUUGGGACUUCAGAUGUCAGCCAUAUGGAGUCUUGAAGGGGGACAGAGCUCUCCUCUUUUCUGUUGCAGAUUAAAAAAGC